AUGGGAUUUAUCUAUUAUCUCUUCUGGCCAAUUCUGUCAUUGUGCAGUUUAAUUAUUAGUCAUGUUUGGUUAGUUCUAUUUUCAAUAUUUUUAGUAGGCGUUGGCGCAUUUUUCACUUCAUAUUAUCUAUUCGCCUAUCCUGCAAAUCAGUCAAGUAACUCAAGUGCAGCAACAUCAGCGAGAAAUUCGCCAAAUAAAGAAAAAAGAAAUGUGGUGACGAUUCUCGAAACGGACAACGAGGAUGAUGAGUCGACGCCAACGGGCAGCGGACGACUAAUACAACCGCCGAAUUCAUUGAAUUUGCAGAAUGGGAAUCUCGUUAAUUCGGUAAAUUCGCAGGGAGCCGCACGGUUGCGCAAACGCGAUUGGGCUAAGAAGAUUUACAAGAGUCUAGUGCACGAAUCGUCUCGUCGUACGCCCAGCGAUGAUUCAUCGGAUAAUUCAGCUUCUACUCCAAAUGGUACACAGAGGAAACGACGAUGGACAAGAAGGCGACAAUCCACAGCCCUUCAAUUAGCCCGAGAUCUGCUUCGACGCGGCAGUCGAAACUACUUCAAAGCGAAUGCCGAACAAGGUCGAGAGACUCGAUUACGACCGCCGCAGGAAUUUUUUGAGCCUCGAGAUUUGCCUGAAAUACCGCACAAUUUGCAACCAGAAAUUUUCUAUAUUCUUCAUAAUUUGAAAAUGCUCGAGUUGCCGCUUGAAUGGAAACUGGAUCCUCGUGAGAUCGAAGUUCGAACAUUCAAAGCUGGAGAAUAUAUAGUGAAGCCAGGAGACCAGGAUGAUGCAAUAUAUGUGUCGAUUGAUGGAGAAUUAACAGUCCAUAUUAGACAUAUGGAACAAAAAGAAUACCUGGUGAAACGAAUUCCGGCUGGUGGAAGCUUUUUCUCGCUUCUUUCAAUGCUCGACAUCCUCAUGGACUUCCCUUCUGUGUUCAAAACUGUUGCGUUGAAAGCUGCCGAACCGUGCAGAGUGGCAAAAUUUCCGAUCACAUCAUUCCGAUCGUCAUAUAACAAGAACCCAGAAGCUUGGAUUCGUCCAAUUCAAAUUGUGAUUACCCGACUCCUUCAUGUAACAUUGACAACUCUUCAUCAGUAUAUGGGGCUCAGCUCGGAAUUGAUGAGACGAGGUUCACGAGGUGCUGAUUCACGUAAUCCCAACAACUCAAUGAAAUUCCCACUUCCACUUCCAGUAAAGAAGAAGGAAAAACUGUUCAACAUCAAUGACAGCGAAGAAGAACAGCUGGUGGUAGCGCGAAAAUGGAUGGCGGAGGCGUUUGGUCUGAAUUCUGAACAGGGUGCUGAAGAAAUUGGCAAUAAAAUUCAAAUUGCCAAAUACGACGCGAAUCAUGUUGUAAUUGAACAAGGUGCUGAAGAAGAGCUUCUCAUGCUCGUUUUGAGUGGAACACUGGCGCUAACUCAGGAUGCGCUUUUCGAUGAGGAGAAUAAUGAUGAUGAGGAUCGAGCUGUGAUUCGAGUUACUGCACGCGAACUAGUCGGAGGUCUUCAAAUUCUGACGAAUGAGCCAUCGUUUUACACAAUUCGUGCGAUUGUGCCCACACAUGUGGCGAUAAUGAAGAAGACUGAUUUUUCCGCGUUCCUCGAAGCACACCCCCAGAUUUAUUUGCCAGUCGCACACUCGGUUUUGCGGCGGCUUUCGCCGUUCUUACGCGGUGUCGAUUUUGCGCUUGAUUGGGUUCUCGUUGAUUCGGGACAUGCCGUUUAUCGAGAGGGUGAUCUUGCUGAUUCUUUGUUUGUCGUACUCAGUGGUCGAUUGCGUUCAGUCGAGAAGAAGACGGUUGUUGAAGAAUUUGGACGAGGUGAUGUGCUCGGAAUGAUGGAAGUUUUGACGAAGAAGCCACGAAACACCACGGUUUUGGCAGUUCGAUUCUCACAAUUAGCGCGAGUUCCGGAAGGACUACUUAACUUUAUCAAAAUGCAAUUUCCGCAAGUCGGAUUUCGGCUGGUGCAGCUGCUUGGACAGUAUUACAGUCAGAUGAAUCGACGAAUCCCGCUGGCGCCUGGUGGAAUUGUGCGCUCAUUGGAGAACAAUUCGACGGAUCCCAUGAGUCACAUCAAAAAUCUGCACACUAUUGCUGUUGUGCCAGCUUCUCAAGAUGUGCCAUUGAUUUCUUUCACCUGCGAGCUGUACCAUGCAUUGUCUGCGAACCUAAGAGUUCUGAGAUUGAGCAGUCAAAAAGUGGCGACUUACCUUGAUCCAGCCGUUCUAGAAAAACAGGCUGAUUUCCGUUUGAUGCAUUGGUUGAAUGUGCAAGAGGAUACGUAUCCAUUGGUAAUUUAUGAGUGCGACUUCACACCAACAAACUGGACGCGAAGAUGUUUGAGGCAAGCUGAUGCGAUUCUCGUUGUCGCGAUUGGUGGCAAAAAGCCGGAGCAACAGACAUUGAUGCGCGAAUUGAUGAGCAUGAAUCAGGAUGGUGUGCGAACCAACAAGGAGCUGAUCCUUUUGUGGCCUGAGAAGACGAAAACACCCUCAGGCACUAUUGAAUGGCUUAAAAACAGUUAUUACUCUGGACAUCAUCAUAUUAGAGCACCAAAACGAAUGCUACAAUGGAACAAGAAACGUCUCAGGAGACCUGAGACUGCCGAAAAUCUGGAGAAAGAGAUUAUCAACUAUUAUGAAAACAACGUGUUCUGUACAUCGGACCGAAGAUCUGAUUUUUCACGGUUGGCUCGAAUUUUAACCGGAAAUGCUAUUGGUUUGGUUCUUGGUGGAGGUGGAGCUCGUGGAGCCGCGCAUGUUGGCGUACUUCGCGCACUUCGAGAACAAGGUGUUCCGGUUGACAUAGUUGGAGGAACUUCAAUUGGAUCGUUGAUCGGUGGUCUCUAUGCUGAAACUCCUGAUGAUGUGGUUGUUGAGCAAAGAGCGUCUUCAUGGUUCCAUGCAAUGUCAUCGCUAUGGCGAAAACUAUUGGACUUGACAUACGCUCACAGCGCGAUGUUUACGGGUGCACAGUUCAAUUAUUCAAUAAAGGAUUUGUUCGAUGAUCGACUAAUCGAGGAUCUCUGGAUACCGUAUUUUUGUAUUUCCACGGACAUCAGUACUUCGGAAAUGCGGGUACAUCAAUCGGGUCCACUUUGGUCAUAUUGUCGGGCUUCGAUGUCGCUCGCCGGCUAUCUUCCCCCUUUAUGUGAUCCGCAAGAUGGACAUCUGCUGUUGGAUGGCGGUUAUGUGAACAACGUUCCGGCUGAUGUGAUGCGCAACCUUGGCGCCAAAAUUGUAAUCGCGUGCGAUGUUGGUUCGAUCGAAGAGACAAAUCUAUACGAUUAUGGUGAUUCAUUGAGCGGAAUAUGGGUGCUUCUCAAGAAAUUGAAUCCGUUCGGCGAACCGGUCCGAAUAUUGAAUAUGGAAGAAAUUCAGAGUCGAUUGGCCUAUGUAUCAUGUGUAAGACAGCUGGAAGUUGUCAAGAAGGCGUCAUACUGUAGGUACUUGCGGCCGCCGAUUGAGCUAUUCAAAACGCUUGACUUUCCGAGAUUUGAAGAGAUCAUGAAUAUUGGAUUGAAGUAUGGAAGGCAAGUGGUUAGCGAGUUGGUUGCCAAGGAUCGCGAGGCGAUUCUUGGAGAUGAACGCAAGACGAAGAGGUUCAAGAGGCAGCCCAGUCGACGUGAAAAAUCGGAUAUGUCACGGGCAGUGUCGUUCACGGAUCUUGCCGCGGCAAUGUCGAAGAUCCCGGUGGCACGACCGACGUUGCGACAUUCAAUGAGCUUGAAUCCGAAUGAACCGGUUGGAAGAGCUGGCGACAAUUUCCUUUUGGAUGACGAGUUAUUUAAUGAAAGUGAUUUCUAUGAUGAUUCAUCGCAAUCGGAAAAUGAGACGGGCAACAAGGCGGACCGGAAGAGCAGCAGCAGAGAGGACAGCGAUGGAAGCAUGUCAAGUGAUGCACGUGGAGCCACUCCAAAACCGCCAUUAUAA
Molecule: messenger RNA, 3933 nt
Organism: Caenorhabditis bovis
Lineage: Eukaryota; Metazoa; Nematoda; Chromadorea; Rhabditida; Rhabditidae
Source: the annotation of a GenBank genome assembly